This is a messenger RNA of Acaulospora colombiana, 682 nucleotides long. The record is from the annotation of a GenBank genome assembly. Lineage: Eukaryota; Fungi; Glomeromycota; Glomeromycetes; Diversisporales; Acaulosporaceae.
AUGGGAAGCGGUGGUAUAGUGAUAGAUUCCAUAAUUGCGUCUGAAUAUCUGGUGUAUGCGGCGUCCAAUAACUACACCAUCGCAUAUGCGAAUACCACCACAACUUUACAUCCCAAAAAUUAUGUAAAGGAUAGCCAAUUUUGGGAUAUUCGCGCGAUAGCAUUUGCCAUCCUAACUAUAGUGACUUUAUAUCACGUGUUCUCGAGCUGGCUAGCCAAAUGGAUAAAUAUGGCACUGGCCUUUGUGAAGUUAAUAACAUUAUUAUUGAUAUCCUUUAUCGGAUUGGUAAAGAUAAAGGAAAAUCCGAACCGAUUAAGUUGGAACAUUCUGUUCUCGGGAACACCCGGAUGGAGUAAUUUUGGCAAUUAUUGUCAUGCCAUGUUGCAAGUCCUAUUUUCUUACGCGGGGUGGAAUAACCUUAAUUAUUCAUUGGGCGAAAUGGAUAAUCCGUCAUACAGGUUAAAAAUUUCGAAUCCCUUCAGCGUAAUCAUAGUGAGCAUGCUAUCAAUAAUAGAUCCUCAGGAUGGUUACGAUGGAGUUUUUAAAGAGGUCAUGAGUGCAAAACUUGGUGAUGCGAUUCACCUAGGAAGAUUUGUUUCGGUGUUGGUUGCGUUCUCUUCUAUAGGCGCUGUUGGGGCAAUGGUCUGGAGUGGUGCUAGGGUUCUUGCCUCCGCUGCGAAAA